This is a messenger RNA of Thrips palmi, 2299 nucleotides long. Its product is annotated as amyloid protein-binding protein 2-like. The record is from RefSeq and is a predicted model, not a curated record. The transcript is spliced from 10 exons. Lineage: Eukaryota; Metazoa; Arthropoda; Insecta; Thysanoptera; Thripidae. The coding region runs from base 172 to 1923 and encodes 583 amino acids. Gene Ontology annotation, biological process: intracellular protein transport. Gene Ontology annotation, molecular function: protein binding.
AAAGACUGGGAGUGGACUCGAAAGAUGCCCAGCCUGGCUCUGGACCUUUGGACAAAAUCAACAAGAAGAAGUCUCUGGAGCAGCCCUCUGGUCACCUGUCACUUCUUCGAGGGCUGUCCAAUGGGAUCUGCGUUGUUUGGCAUUUAGUAAGCGAUUCAUUCACGAAUAACAAUGGCUGUAACCUCACGAUCGCUUUACGAUCUGAGUUCUUCAGUAAUUGUGACCUCUUUCUACUCGUUCAAAAGUGAGCUCAAGUCUAUACCGGAACAUAUCUCGUGUGAUAUUUACUUUAAGCUGUAUGAAGAGAAGAAAAUCUGCGUUUUGGGUUUGGAGCUCAUUGAUUUGAAUAUUUUUUAUAAAAUGCUGAAGGUAACUCACAGAAAGACCCAGCUGCUUCAAUGUUUCCAGACCUUGAUGGAUCAUGGCUUUAAUAUUUCAAUGGAGCUGUCAAAUGCAUACGCAAGCAAAUGUUUGCACUCUCAAAUGUGCUCCGCACUUCAACAAACCAUCGAUUUGGGACUGACAUUAGGUGAAUUUUUGAAUGAUGCUGGUUGGCAGAAGGACAGUGAAGUUGUGCUUAUUCAUUGUAGAGAUCUCUGCCUGAGUGCCCCACAGACCCCUACAUCUCUCAGAAAAACAUUAGAUUGUUAUCACAACCUACUCAAUGUGCAAGUUGCAUCCAACCUUCUUCCUGAGGCUACUAGCACUUAUCAGGAGAUCAAAAAAUUAAUCCACACAUUAAGGAAAAUGGAUGAACUUCCGAAUUUGGCUGCUCUAUAUGAUGAAAUUUCUUCUUAUUUUGUCACAAUUUCUGAGUUCAAUGAGGCCCUAAAAUGGAGUGCUGAAUCCUUGAGAGAGCUUGUUCCUGGACUUCCGGCCAGUACAACUGUCAACAUUUUGAGGCAACUGGCACACAUUUGUUUUAUGAGAGGGCAGUCUAAAAAAGCAGGAGUUCUAAUUCGGCAAGCUCUACGAAUAGCAAAUGAAGUUUAUGAGCCAAGUGACCAUAGGCUACCUGAUGUUAUUAUUGACUAUGGAAAUAUCCUGUUGAACGAUGAUGCCGUUUGCUUUUGUCCUGAAGAUCCCACUGGUGCAGGUAACAACCACAGUGUUGAAGUAUUAUCUAAAGCACUGGAAAUGAGGAAGGCAAUCUAUGGCCACAAAAACAUCUAUGUGGCGUUUGCUUUGGAGGAGCUGGCCAAUGCCUUGUAUUGGAAUGAAAAAUAUGUGCGAGCAAGGGAAUGCAUUGAAGAAUCUAUCAGUAUCCAGGAGGCAAUUCUGCCUCCCAAUCAUCCAUUGUUGGCAUCAUCCUUAGGGGUCAAAGGUCUUAUUCUGGAGGGCUUAGCAUUUGAAGAAGACCCUAGCAUUCCUGAUAAUUCAUUAUUGCUGGAAGCUGAAAAACUUCACAUCACUACACUGGAAUUGACAAUAAAAGCUCGUGGUAUCAAUAGUGAAGAGACAGCUCAUUGUUAUCAUGAAUUGGGGUCUUUCUACCAUUUAAUUGAGAAGUACAAGGAAGCAGAAGCGUUGUUGCUUCAAGCAGAUGCAGUUAAGGAGAAGAUUUUUGGGACAGAAUACGGAGAUCGUGUAUCAUCACUUAGUACUCUAGCAUGUUUGUAUGUGGACCUUGAUCAGUACCAUAAAGCUGAAGAACUAUAUUUACGCUCCAUUGAAACAACCUCUAUUGCAGGUAUCAAAUUUUAUGGUGAGACGUACUCUGGUUUGAGAGAGGACUAUGAAGGCCUUGUCCACUGUUAUGAACAACUUGGCAACACAGAGAGGAUGAACCACUACAUUACCACUUUAAGUCAUUGGGAAGCAGUGCGAAGGCAUUUGAGUGUGCAGAACAACUGUAAAGACUUGGAAGAGAGUGGUCCCAUUGUGCCACUUCCUGAUCUCCUAAAUUACUGUUUUAAAGACUGAUAGGACUUACAAUUUUACACAUUGUAUUUCGUCGGAGCAAUUAUUCUGUGCAGUGUUUAACUUUUUUCUUUGAAAUAGAAAAAGUGGUUAAGCUUCAGUUGCAACAGUGCCAAAACAGACAAAAUAACCAAACCAUGCUACUUCAGCUGUUCACCCAUAGCAGCCACGCAAGCAAGAACAAACAGGAAAGUAAAAAUUUCGUUCAAGGACGUGACUCACCUCACCAAACAACGCGCAUGUGCAACGCGACCGAUGGAACGGGGCCAACCGUCCUUGUUCAUGGACGAGCGGCCCAAGGCAAGGUAGGCCACCGCUUCGCGCUUCGCGCGAACAAUCAUGGAAAGUUUUGAAUGAAAAAUAAAAGUUAACAUUUAAA